AUGGAGAAGGCUAAGCAAGCGGUGACGAGUAUACCAACAGCAGCGGAGAAGGUUGUAGCUGAGAUUCAGCGGGCCCAGCAAGAGGCGAGUAAAGCAUUUGCUGUAGUAAAGAAGUACCUCACGGAAGUGGGAGAGGGAAAUAAAGCAGUGAAGGAUGUUCUUAAUGCAACGAACGCCGUACAGAGUGCGGCAACAAAAGUGGUAGAGGCGGCCAAGAAAGAUAUAACGAAGACACCAAUACCUGAAAGUGAAUGCACAGAACUUAAACAAUUGACGCUUGAUGGGUUUGAGAUCGUUUCACGGGCAGUGCAAAAAAUGGAAGGGGCAAAAGUGCGCACUACUGAGGCAGUCAAGGAUACCGACGACCUUGAGGCCCUCCUGCAGAUAGCAAUAUCAAGUGCAGAUAAUGCAGUAGAGCUGGCGAAAACAGAGAAAUCAACCGCUGAAGCGGCGUUGCAGCAAGCCAACAAGCAGCUGGAAGCCGCUAAGAAGAAACAAAAAGAGAUUCUGGAGAGCAAAGUGAGUGAGAGGGACGAACAGAAAGGACUCAACCGUCCCCAUCAACCCGACACCACUGAUGGCACUUCGAAUUCUCCUGCCGGUGCGUCGUUGCCUAAGACCGAUGACACUGCGGAUGGCGAGAAGCUUCUUGCUCAGCACACAGAUGGCAGCGGCGUCCCUGCGCGGGUGCGUGCGCCGCUGUUGCUGCUGCUGAUGGCCUGUGUGGCUGUGAGGUAA
Trypanosoma grayi is the source of this 738-nucleotide messenger RNA. RefSeq lists its product as hypothetical. NCBI's taxonomy places the organism in Eukaryota, Euglenozoa, Kinetoplastea, Trypanosomatida, Trypanosomatidae. Bases 1 to 738 code for a protein of 245 amino acids. The record is from RefSeq and is a predicted model, not a curated record. The transcript has a single exon.